Molecule: messenger RNA, 2845 nt
Organism: Cyclopterus lumpus (lumpfish)
Lineage: Eukaryota; Metazoa; Chordata; Actinopteri; Perciformes; Cyclopteridae
Gene: rpz5
Product: rapunzel 5
Exons: 3
Coding region: 455-1636 (393 amino acids)
Source: RefSeq, a predicted model, not a curated record
AUGGCGUGUCCUCGGAAACACAGACCGUCUUUCACGGACUGAGCUCUGCCCCCGCCGGGCUAAUGUCACCCCUCUUUGCAAUGCUUGAAACCAGCAGCCAAUAGCGUUCCAGCACUAAUUAUAAGAGGUGCAGGGUGUCCCUGCAUGGGGAGUGUUUACAGGAUGUUAUCUGUGUCAGAGCCGGCCCCUCAUCCCUCUGAGUGGGUUUCUGAGGAAUGCUGGAACGGGAUGGAGGAGUUCCAAAGGGGGAGUGACGAGAGAGAGAGAGCCAGACAGACACCGGCAGAGAGAGAGAGAGAGUCUAUAUAUACAUCCCAUGGAGGCUGGUGCUCACAGGCACAGCUGGACUACUGGAUAACUGGACCGUAGCCCACUGGAUAUUUAGCUUGAAAGGCAAAGCCUCUGGCUGUGGAAAACAACUUUAGUUUAGUUAGUGUGAAACACAUAAACAAAGAUGAACAGCGUGGCAGAUUGGCUCGUGCUGAACAGGGACAAGAUCGAGAAAGGCGUGGAGAUCAUGGGGCAAGCCUCGGAGGUGCUCGCGGCAACCGUGGGCCAGCUCCACCCAAUCCUGGAGGCCGUGUUCGUGGCUUCGGCCGAGAUACUCAGCAACCCGGACAGCAAAGAGGCUCGCUACCUGACUCAGCAGUUCGAAAUGGUCAACCAGCAACUCGAGGGAAUCCAAGAUGAGAUUGAUAAAAUCGCCCUGGAGCUGCAGAGGUCGUCGUUGAACAAGCAGAACUUCGAUCGGGAGGCCCAGAUGCUCAGCCAGUACGAAAAGUUCCAGGACUUUGUCAAAGCCAAGCCCAAGUUCAAAGAGAAGAAAAUGGAGAAGUUCCUCAGCCAUUACGAGAACACCGAUGCCGACUUGAACCUGGACGCCCUCUACAAUGCUGUCAUUGGGCAGAGCACCGCGGGAGACCCGUUGCUUGAAACAGUGGUCACCACAGAGCAGAGAAGCAGAAGGGCGGUUGAGGAUUUCUGCGCUCGGCUGAAGAAGCUUUUUGUGGUGGGCAUUAUCGCCGUCAUGGGCCACUCCGCCCUCAAGGAAGGGGUGGUGGGGGAGGAGAUGGUGAAGAAGUGGCAGGGACGGAUGGAGGACGUGGAGACACGAAUGAAAGCGGCGGUGGAUGACUGCACCGACAACUUUGCCGAUCAAGCCAAGCUGGACAUGGAGCUCCUGCUGCAGGAGAAUCCCGGCGCUGUCAACAACGAUUUCACCAAAUCCCUUCUGGAUUCUCUCGUUAAGAAAUACGACUGGGUGAACUGGUCCAUCAGGGCCUUCAGCGACAAGGAGCGCAUUUUCUUUUUCAACUGGCUGGCCGGAAAGAAGUGCCAAGGAAGUGGAGGAGCCAACUGGUUUGACAUUUUGACCAAGACCAAGAUUAAAGUGGUCGUCUCUUUCUGCGUUGACCCCAAGCCCAUUGACAAGAGUAAGAUCCUGGAGCAGAUUGAAGUUCAGAAGAUCAAGAAGAACAUGAUGGAAGUGGCUCUGGCUUUGAACAAGAGCUUCCCCAACUGCCUGGUCCACGCUGUCAGCCAUUACAAGGAGGUGGUGGAGUCCAACAACUUUCACGAGGAUUGUUACUACUAUGGAAAACACAAAAAAGCCUCCCUGUGUAUCCACUCCGAGUAGACUCACAGAAACACAUAAAGUACAGGAAGAAAAUGAGCAACGCAUACAUUUAUGAAUGUCUUUACUGGAGACAUGGAAAUAUUCCCAUUAAAUAUUGAAAAAUUAUAUCGUAAAUACUGUCUUUGUCAAUUCAUAAUCUGCUCUGUCAGGUUUCUGGCUUGUGAUUCGUUGUCUUGCUUCUAAUGAUUUUUAUUCUUUUACAUAUAUUUUUCAUCUGUUGAUGAUCCAGCAGCUUCAGUGUGAGUCGUACAUCUCCGUGCCUCCGUGACGUAGUGUUAUGACCCUCGUGAUGAUUCGGUCCCCAUUGGAUAUUACUAGAGUUGGGCGAUAUGACGAUGUUAGUCUGUUAACUGCGAAGGACGUAGCCAUACAGUGUAUACCAAGGCACCCUCCCCUCUAAUACCUUUAAACAUCUCUCGGACCAUUGAAGGCAAUUUGGUAACGACAGCCAGCCUUUAUGAUGGGAUGCAGUACCGUUUGGGUUAUUUGUAAGUUAAAUUAUUGACCUUUGAAAACUGAAGAACAAGCGAGUAAUUGUACCUUGAGUUGGGAUUGUUUGAGGACUUUCUGAUGUAAAAAAUGAACUUUCUAUAGAUAGAUAAGAAGAUGGAGACCAUGUAUGUCUGUAAGAUAUGAGGCUACAGCCGGGAGACCGUUAGUUUAACUUAGCAUGACAGGAAGUGUCGGAUGUCAAUUUGCAAGUUAUGCCGAGAACAAGGACUUCCUGGACGUGGUCACACAACCACCGUGUGGGUUAAACAAACAAGAUAUAACGUGUUAACUAGUGAGAUCUUUUCCACCUUUGGACAGAGCCAGGCUAGCAGCUGUCAGACUUUAUGCUAAGCUAUGACAACCGUCUCCUGGCUGGAGAUUCAUAUUUAAGAGUCUGAUAUGGUCAAAAGCUCCAGAACAAGUAAAUACUUGAACCUUGAGUUGAGAUUGUUUUGUCAUUUCUUAUACAGUUUCUCAAUUUGUUUAAGAGCAUAUUUACCACCUACAGAAUAUCACAAAAUGAAAAGAAAUGAAACACGUCAGAGGAUUACAUGUAUAUUGCCGAUUCCUUGAUAUAAAUGUGUAUGAAACGCUGCUUUUGGUGCAAUAUAUUGCUGCAGGGCAAACGUCCAAAAUCCUGAUUCCACAAUCAAUUCGCCAAGAGACAUUUGUAUAUUUUACUUUAAUUUGUAAUAAACAGGAACAAUAUGAAUGCUA